Erinaceus europaeus (western European hedgehog) is the source of this 1412-nucleotide messenger RNA. RefSeq names its product basic proline-rich protein-like. The record is from RefSeq and is a predicted model, not a curated record. Bases 455 to 1174 code for a protein of 239 amino acids. The transcript has 2 exons. Lineage: Eukaryota; Metazoa; Chordata; Mammalia; Eulipotyphla; Erinaceidae.
AGGGAAGAGAACCUGAGAUGAGGUCUGGGCUAUCAGUGGCUGGUGGCCACUCAGGGAGGGAAUAGGAAGACCCCGCCUCCCAAAUCUUCAAUCAUUCUUUCAACAGUUAUUUAAUGAGCACCUAAUAUGUGCCAAGAAACCGGAGGCCAGGGAGAUAGUUGAGUCUCCCUCCCAAAUAAAGGGCAUCAGGAAGGCAGGAGCCCCAGGUAGGGACAGGUAGCCCCCCUCCCCCCUCCCCCCCCCCCAGUGCGCCUGGCCCAGCCUAUUCAGAUCUGUCCAUUCCAGCCUCCCCGCUUGUGGGCGCUGUGCUGCUCCAGUCUGCCCGAGCCCCUCCUGCAGGAGAUUCUCUCUGCUACCUUUCUAGACUCUUGCUGCAGGUCCAUCUGGACAGAACCUGAGUCCGGCCAGCAUGGCGGGGCCUCCGCCAGCACGUGGUCUCCGGACCCCCUGACGGAUGAGGCUGUAUCUGCGACCCUCCUUCCCUCAGAAGCACCACGAUCGCGCGGGCACAGGCGGUCGGGGGCCUCUCGGUAGCCCUGUGCGCGCGCACGCGCGUGUAGCAGGCCCACCGACGGGCGCGCGCCUGCCUGUCAGCGGCGCUGAUGACAUUGGCGCGGAGGAAAGUGAUGACAAAUGCCCGUUAUCAGCGAACGAGGCCGAUGACAAAUGGGCGGGCGCCCGAGCAGCCCCAUUACGCUGUAAUAACAGAAGAUGGAUGGCCCGGCGCCCCCCACCCCCUUACGCCGGUAACCGGAGCCCAGUCGGCUCCGCCCGCUGGGAGGGACCGGCGCCCCGCCGGCCGCCACUCACGCGGGGAGGGAGGCCGAGGCCUGGCGGCCCAGGCCCCCCGGGAACAAAGCGGCCCGCGCGGCCAGGGCACAGCGCCUGCAGCUCCUGUCCGGGAGCAGCGCCCCCCCCCCCCAGUCACGUACUUCCGUGCCACGCGAGCAGCUGCCACCCACAUCGGGGCACACACCCACCCGCACGGAUCAGUGCACGCACAGCCAUGCGCACCCACGCACCGCAAUCGUGCACACACCUGCAGCAACCACCCCGCUCAUGGGCGUGGAACGUGGCUGUGCAGCAGGCGUGCCUCACUCACAGCUGCAUGUGCACUGCGCAGGGGCGCCCAACACCCACACCCAGUGACUACAGCCGCCUCCCCACAUAUUGACCCAACCCCACUGUGCCCGGCUCAGCAGAGUGCAGUGGGCUUGCCAUGAUGAAUACCCAUCACCCCCGUCCUCUAGGACUUGAAGUCUGCUCAAGAGGGGCAGACAAACGGCUACCAGGGAAGACUGGAGAGGGUUGGUGCUAUUGACCCAAGCGCAUACUUGGUGAUACUGCCAACUGGAAACAAGGAAACUCUUCCUGGAGAAGGCAGUUCAAGAAAAGAGUGUGUUAGCAGGAGG